This is a messenger RNA of Drosophila grimshawi, 5011 nucleotides long. RefSeq names its product putative ATP-dependent RNA helicase SoYb (gene SoYb). The record is from RefSeq and is a predicted model, not a curated record. The coding region runs from base 201 to 4760 and encodes 1519 amino acids. Gene Ontology annotation, biological process: transposable element silencing; germ-line stem cell division. Gene Ontology annotation, molecular function: ATP binding; nucleic acid binding. The transcript has 5 exons. NCBI's taxonomy places the organism in Eukaryota, Metazoa, Arthropoda, Insecta, Diptera, Drosophilidae.
CAUUUUAUUGCCAAUCGAUGAUUUGAUGUCCGCUCCACUACAGAUGGACGCGUGAGCAAUAUUUCACGCACAUUUUGGCACACGUAUAAAGGAAUAAUGACAGUUUUUUGACCUCCCCCCUCCCCAGCCACCAGCCAUUCUGUGACUUGCCAUUUUGCUUUUUAUAAACUUAACGGAAAUUCGAGCCAGUGUAGCUAAAGAUGUCAGCCUGCAACAGCGACAAAUGCAGCCAAAACCAACUGGAGGAUAAAAACCAGCCGCUGGCCAUUAACCCCGAGGAGGGAAUCGUGAUAACGCACUAUGUGAAUCCGCAUCUGUUCUGCUACACAACAUGGCUGCAGCUGGCGGCUGGCGGUGUCAGGGUUAACCGCAUGGAGUCGCAACUGUCGCCGCAUUGUCACGUCGACAACCAGCGGGAGUUCUACGUCCCGGAUCAGCAUGUCAUCGUGAGCAGGUGCAAACUUUUGCGUGGCCUCGUUAUUGUUGGCAAGCACGCCGAGUAUCUGGUAUGGGCAUUGGAUUAUGGCUUCUUUAUCAAAUGCCAGCCCAAAGAUAUGUGGCUGCUGCCGCCAAGCCUGUGCCAAAAGCACAUCCACUUUCAGUGGGGUGGCGUGGCCCAUGUGGCGCCCAACAGCGGCACUGAAUGGUCCAACAGGGCAGUUCGCUUGCUUGACCAGCGACUGCUGGAGGCCCAGUUGCUGGUUUACAAGAAUCUGUACCAAAAUGAGGAGCAGCACAACAAUGGUCAACUACUGAUCAAGUCUGCACAGCAUGGUGGCACUUUUGUGGAUGCUGCCAGCUAUCUGGUGGACUCUGAAUGUGGACGCCCGGAGCUAAGCUCAGAAGCCAGUACGAGAGCUGUCUAUGACAAACAUCUGUUGGAGUUGAACCAUUCAGAUAUUGAGACUAGUUGCUGCUCUACGGUUUUUAUGGAACUCGUGGAAAGGCUGUUCUCCAAAAUGCCGGAUAUGUUAGACGUUGGACUCGAUCCCGGAGCAGCGCCAAAAAUGCCAGAAUCCGCAAAGCGUCUGACCAAGGUGAAAAGCUGCAAUGAUAGCGUUGUGGAGACGGCGCUAAUAGGAGGCUCAAGGAAAUCAACCAGUGGCUCAAGCAGCAACAGCAGCAACUGGUCCUUGAAUAGUUUUGAUGCUUCAGUUGAUCCAAUGCAAGCAAAACCAGCAACAGCAAUACAAAUCAAACGAUACAAUUUGGAGAUGUUUAGGCAGCCAAGAAGAAAUGAAGAAAAGUCCACUAAGCUGAAGGAAAAUCCCUGUGUGCUGAACCUAAUUGAAGAAGAUCGAAAAAAUGUGAAAAGCGAUUGCCAAUCUUCAGCUACCCGUCAAGAAUCAUUGGAGAAGCAUAAGAUUAUUCAAUCUGAGACCAAUAACCAGUUGGAAUCACAUCAGAAACUGCAGGCUAACCUAGAACAGAAAUAUAAUCAAUUUGGUACUUCAACUGGUGCUUACUAUGCUGAUAAGGGGCUCAUUCACAUCAAAGAGGAACCGCAAAUGCAUCAAGCUUCUAUUCAAGAGCCAGAUGCAUUGCAGCCAAAUAAAAUUGACCAACCUGUGAAUAAUAUUCAGGCGGAAUUAGUUAAGAAAUUGGCAGAUCAAACCGAUAAAGUGGAAGGCAAGCAAGCUAAUAAGAAAUCAAAUAAGAACCGACAAACACUUUCCAAGUCCAUAUUUGAAGGCAUCCAUAAUGAAACCAGUUCUUCGUUGAACUGCACAAAUCUUGUGCUGGCACACAGCACAGCUCCAGUUGCGGCCAUGCGAUCCUGGCCAGAGUCACAGCUCUGCGCAAACACAAUGAAGGCCUUGGUGGAGCUGAAGUUGCUAACGGCGCUGCCCACACAACUGUAUGCUUGGCCCCAUCUGAUGGCGGGCAACUCGCUGGUGCUGAUCGAUCGCAUUGGCAGCGGUCGCUCCAUGUGCUAUCUGCCCGCUUUGUGCUCGUUGGUCAUGGGCAGCAUGGCAGCCUGGAAUACACCCGGCAUGGGACCAUUAGCUGUGCUGCUGGCGGACUCGGUGGCCAAUGCACAAACGCUGUCCAAUCAGUGCAAUAUCCUGAUGGCAGGCCACGACACGAGCAUGGUGAAGGUGCUCAACACACAUGCCCAGUGCAUGGAGGAGGUGCACUUGAUGCUGCUCAAUUCAUGUGGCAUUUUGGUUACCACAGUGACGCAUUUGUGGCAACUGUUGCGCCAUGCCAUUCAACUGAUCGAUACGCAACGCCUCAAGUAUUUCAUCUUCGAUGAUUAUGAUCGCAUGCGAAGUACGGCGCCAGACUUGCUAAAUGAGGUGCUCCAGUUGCUGCACAACAUUAAGAUACCACAGCUAAUCCUCGUGGCUCAGCAGUGGCAUGGACGUGUUUUCCAUGAACUGCUCAAGCGAUUUGGUCAGCAUCAUCUUCUCCUCUUUGGCGACUUCCUGGAGGCAGCCGUCUACGGCGGCGUCAAAAUAAACGUGGCCGUUCAGCCCAGCGGCAAGAAGACACAGCAGCUACUCGACUAUCUGGCCAACCAAAGGCCACUGCAGAGACGCACACUUGUCUACUGCAAAAACGAGGCGGAGCUGAAAAAGCUGCAACAUGCGCUGACAGCAGCUGGACAUGAAUGCAUCGGCCCAAGCGACGCAGCUAAUCAGCAGUUCCGUCAGCUGCUUUUGCUUACGGAUGAGGGUCAACAAAGCCAUGUAUCCGUUGCGAAUUAUGAGCUAAUUGUUCACUACAGCCUGCCCGAGUCCUGGUCAAAGUUCUCAUAUCGUUUCCAUGCGAUCAGCAACAACAUAGCCAACUGUUUGGCUCCACCGAUAUCGAAGCAGGACAUGGUCUCCUAUGUGAUGCUGGACGAGAGCAAUAGCAACGAGCUGCCGCGUCUUGUGCAGUUCUUCAAUGCCCAUCACAUUGAAUCGAACGAGCAACUUAAACAACUGGAUGCCAGUUGUCGCCAGCUCAAGGAUCACAGUCGUCCCUUCUGCCCUGAAAUGCUGUACAACGGCGAGUGUCGUCAAUUCUACUGCAACAAACGGCAUGACGCAGUCAGUGAAGACUUUCAGCGACCGAUUUGCGCUCUGUGGCAGCCAGGGACCGUUGUGCGCUGCAACCUUAUGACAAUUUAUGAUCCAGGCCACUUUGCUGUUAUGGCUGUGAGCUACAAGGAUAAGGACAGCACAGCCUGGCGGGAUGCAUCCAAUCUUUCAACACUGCGCAAACUGAGCACAUCUCUCUACAUACACAUGAGCUGCGAGGAGAAUUGUCGCACCAAGCAAAACCUGAGAAUGUCAGAUGUGUGUGUUCUGCGUCGAGGUGGCAGUUACCAGCGGGUGCGCGUUGUGGACAUGUCGGACAAGCGACUUAUCACCGUCCAACUAAUGGAUGAGGGCACAGAACAGCUGAAAGUUAAACCCACAGAAUUACUAGAGUGCGAUGCUCGAUUCAUAGAGGAACCUGCCCUGGCUAUGGAUGUGAGGUUGCUCGGCUUGGCGCCAUCGAUUGGUGAGGGCGAUUGGCCAGCGGAAGCUAAAAAGUGGGUCAGCGAUGUGGUAAGUGGCCUCAACGAUAAUCAGCAUUUGCAACUGAUUGUGGAAUUCGCCAUGCUCGAUGUUGUCUACGCCAAGGAAAUGGCUGUGGUUCAGGACUGCCCCACAAUGAGAACCUGUGUGAGAGUGACCCAACUAGCCUGUGAGCUAAUCCGUCAAGGAUUUGGCAAGCGAGAUGAGCAGAGCAUCCGAAAGUUGCAUAAAUUGCAUGAGAAGACGGAAAUGGAACAGCGUCAGCUAACAGAAGCAUCCAAAGCGUCUGCAGCGGAGCAAGAGAUAAUUGAGCUAUCUCUGGAGAUAGAUAAUUCUCCAGAAGAAAAAAUUAUAAAUGAGACAAUUGCAACAGUUAACGAAAGCAAAUUGAGCUAUAUUUAUGGUUUAAUGAAGCGAUACUUAAAAAAUCGAGUUGUUGCAGUUCCAGGAGGGGCAGCCACUUCGAUUACGAGUGAUCAAGUGCAAUCUUUGCACUCAAAAGAAGAACCCAACACGACAACAAAAGCAAGGCAAGACGAAGCGGACGCGGAUAGUGUUGCAACAUUUAUUGAUGCACUGCUGCAGGAUCUGAACAGUGAUGAUCCGUCAGUGCGGGCUGCCACACAGCACAUGCUGCACGAUAUGCUCGGCAGCGAUGAGGCGAGUUCUCUCACAACCGGCAAUCUUAAAAACACACUCAAAAACAACUCAAGAGCAAUAACCGAAUCGAAGUCAAAAAUCAAGCUUGAUGCUCUGUAUUAUGGCGUAAUCGCUGGGCAUGCUGUGCGGCCCAAGGUGCGUUGGCAUCAGACACUGCUGCAGAUUGAGCUGAUUUUUGAGCAGCAAGUGCCGCAAUAUCAGCUCCUGCAUCAGGGCAAUGUGCUGAUAUAUCAGGUCAAAGAUACAACACCAAUCCAACGGUGCAUUCUCAAUCUGCUGGGCGAGGUGCGUAUUUUGUCAGAGCGUCAGCAUGGUUACCAGUUGCAUGUAAAACUGGCCAAGCAGGGCCUCAACGUGUAUUGGCCCAGUUUACUCAACUCAUUGUAUGCGCAGCAGCAUAGCCACUGGCUGGUCUACGACACGGAGCGAGCCAAGCCGCCCCCAAAAACUAUGGCGCACAUCCAUUGGAAGCGAUAUCAGCGUUAUCAGUACCAGGAGAAAGACGGCGACGACGAUGGCAUCUUCUCUUCGACGGAUGAGCAGAACGAACUAUCCGAUGAAGAUUGGAUGGAAAGCGAUAAUAUUUAAUUAAAUUGAUAUUUAAGUAUAACUUUUUUUGAGUUGUUGACAUGGGUUGCUCUUUCAUUCUUUUGAUAUGCAAAGGAAAAGAUUUUAUUGAUGAUUAUAUGUAGCUAAGAGCAAUAAUUAAAACCAUUUCCUAACUAAUAUUUCUUUGUGUCAAUGUGUUUAUAUACUUGUUUAAUAUGUAGAGUGGUUUUCUGAUGUUUAAUUUCAUACUUUAUUAAAUGCUUUUAUACAAUUAUUUCUGACAAUUUAAA